Ciona intestinalis (vase tunicate) is the source of this 2128-nucleotide messenger RNA. NCBI's taxonomy places the organism in Eukaryota, Metazoa, Chordata, Ascidiacea, Phlebobranchia, Cionidae. The record is from RefSeq and is a predicted model, not a curated record.
AUGUAAAAUAAGCGUUUUUGGAAGGUUUUUUUACCCUUAGCAAUAUUAAAUUCCAAUAUGUCUGAUAAUAUAUCUGGCGAAGGGUCCUGGCCAACAUGGAAAAUUGCAUUAGCUGUCGGCGUGCCAGUUGUAAUUGCUGGUGUUGGCAUCUAUUACUUAAGAACUGGUUCGAAAACCAAAACACAAGAUUUGUUGCUGGAAGACGCAGAAAAACCUACCGCCAAAGAUGCAAGAAGUGAACCAGAAGGAAGCUCAUCACCUAAUAGAUCUUCCCAGUUAUCUGUGAAUGUAUCUUCUGAAAAUGCUUCUGUAAGCAAACCAAAGUCAAAAUUUCAAGAAGCGCAAGAUUUAAAAAAUGAAGGAAACCGAUUGUUCAAGCAAGGCAAAUAUGAGGAGGCAAUUGAAAAAUAUUCUGAAGCAAUCGCUGUGUGUCCUGAUAACCAUAACACUGAAAAAUCUACUUAUCAUCAAAACAAAGCAGCAGCGAUGGAAAAAAUGGAACGUUGGGGAGAUGUAGUUUAUGAAUGCACUGCUGCAAUUAAUCUUAACCAAAGAUAUGUCAAGGCUCUUCACAGGCGAUCUAAGGCUUAUGAGAGAUUGGAUCAGAAAGAAAACUGCCUUGAAGAUAUCACAACUGUGUGCAUUCUCGAAGGCUUCCAAAACAACAGCACCAUGAUGUAUGCUGAUUCUAUUUUAAAGCAAAUUGGAAAGGAGAAGGCUGAAAAGAAAUACAAGAAUCGCAAACCAAUGAUGCCUUCCCCCAUUUUCAUCAAGCAAUAUUUUGCAAGUUUUAAUGAUGAUCUUAUAUCUGCUGUAUUAACUGAGGAACAACGAAGUUCUGCUGAUAACAGUGGAUACAUUCGUGCAAAGAUAGCGCUUGAAGAUGGUAAUUACUCUACAGUGAUACAAGAAUGUUCGGCAGAAAUCAAUUCAAGUGGUAAUGAUGAUACACCCCAUGAAGCAGAGUUCACCCAGGAAAAAACAGAAGAUGCCGCCCCAUCCUACUUGCCCGAUGCUUUACUUUUAAGAGGAACAUUCUAUUUACUAUCCGGGAAUUCCGAUGAAGCAAAACCUGACCUGGACCGAGUAAUUGACAUGAAACAAGCACAUCCUAAGUUGAGAGCCAAUGCACUUAUCAAGCGAGGAAGCAUGAGUAUGCAACUACAGAAACCCGAGGAUGCUGAAACUGACUUCGAACUAGCUGUUCAAAUAGAUCAAGAGAAUUGUGAUGUUUUCCAUCAUCGUGGACAGCUCAACAUAUUAUUGGACAAAGUUGAUCUUGCACUGGCUGACUUUGACAAAUGUAUCGCGCUUAAUCCUAAUUUUGCAAUGGCUCAUGCCCAAAGGUGUUAUACCAUGUACAGACAAUCGCAUUCUAAGAAGGACGUCGUAAAAACAGAAGAAGCCAUGAACAAGUUUAACGACAUUAUUUCGCAAUAUCCGCAUUGCUCCGAAACAUAUGGUUUAUAUGCACAGGCCCAAACCGAUUGUGGAAACUUUGAGAAAGCCGACAGUUUAUUUCAAGAUGCAAUCAAGAUUGAACCUGACAAUGCUACACUGUUUGUUCAUAGAGGGUUGUUAGCUUUGCAAUGGAAGCAAGAUGUAGAGAAAGCUGUAAGUUUGAUUUCUAAAGCUUUGGAAAUUGAUGAGAAAUGUGAUUUUGCUCAUGAGACUAUGGGGACGAUAGAAGUGCAAAGAGGUAACUUGGAAAAAGCUUGCAAACACUUUGCUGUUUCAAUCGACUUUGCAAAGUCCGAAUUGGAAAUGGCACAUUUAUAUGCAUUGCAAGCUGCAGCUCUUGCUCAAGGCAAUAUUGCUAAGAAAUAUGGUUUGCGUCCUCCUAUGCCUGGUGGUAUUUGAAAUCCAUCAACAUCUACAAAUUACUUUAAAAGGGAAAUUAUAAUCUCCAAUCCGGCUUUGAUCUUGUUGAAUUCUUGCUUUGUUCUGAGCUGGUGCAUCGUGGACCAAAAAAAGCCUUCAAAUUCAAUUUAAUUAUGUUCAAUAAAACACAGUAAAUAGGAUAGAUCAUUUUAAAUCAACUUAAUAGUAUUUGGGUGGUCAUUAAAACUGAAAGAAUGAAUCACCUUAUCGUGGCGCUUGCGACAAAUAAAACAAAAUUCUGACACAA